This is a messenger RNA of Scomber scombrus (Atlantic mackerel), 2071 nucleotides long. It is a transcript of the gene cirsr, whose product is annotated as corepressor interacting with RBPJ, CIR1. Bases 135 to 1511 code for a protein of 458 amino acids. Gene Ontology annotation, cellular component: nucleus. NCBI's taxonomy places the organism in Eukaryota, Metazoa, Chordata, Actinopteri, Scombriformes, Scombridae. Gene Ontology annotation, molecular function: transcription corepressor activity. The transcript is spliced from 10 exons. The record is from RefSeq and is a predicted model, not a curated record. Gene Ontology annotation, biological process: negative regulation of DNA-templated transcription.
UCCUCCUCUCCAACACGGAACUUACUUCAGGCGCGUUUGUUUACAUGCGGAUGAAGCGUCGCUAGCUGCUGUUAGCGCUUACCAUUAACUUAACACAACGUUUUCCACUUAGCUGACAUCUUAGACCGUCUGCCAUGGGGAAGUCGUUCGCAAACUUCAUGUGCAAGAAGGAUUUCCACCCUGCGUCGAAGUCAAAUAUCAAAAAGGUAUGGAUAGCAGAACAGAAACUGAAUUUCGAGAAGACGAAGCAAGAAGAUCUCAUGCAAGCGUACCUGAAAGAGCAGGACAAUUACAAUAACAGGUUGUUGAUGGGAGAUGAUCGUGUUAAAAAUGGCCUCAAUUUCAUGUACGAGGCUCCACCUGGAGCAUCCAAAGAGGAGAAGAAAGAGGAGGGGGAAGAAGAGUGCAAAUUUGAGUGGCAGAAGGUGGCUCCUCGAGAGAAGUACGCAAAGGAUGAUAUGAAUAUUAGAGAUCAGCCUUUUGGUAUCCAGGUGCGCAACGUGAGAUGCAUCAAAUGCCACAAAUGGGGCCACGUGAACACAGACAGAGAGUGUCCUCUCUAUGGGCUAUCUGGUAUCAAUGCCAGCUCCGUGGCUUCAGAGGAAGCAGCAGGUCCGUCGAUGCACCCCUCGGAGUUAAUGGCGGAGAUGCGAAACAGUGGGUUUGCCCUGAAAAAAUGUGUCCUUGGUAGGAAUUCUACUGUUUGUGAUCCAUCGCAGGAAUAUGUUGCCAGUGAGGAAGAGGAAGAUCCUGAGGUGGAAUUUCUGAAGUCAUUAACAACCAAGCAAAAACAGAAGCUCCUCAGAAAACUUGAUCACCUGGAAAAGCAGAAGGCCAAGAAAAAGAAGAGCAAAAAGCAGAAGAAGAAAAGCAAAAGAAAGCAUAAGAAAAAGCAUGAAAGCAGUGAUAGUUCGAGUGAGUCCUCCGAUAGCAGCAGCAGCAGUGAUAUUGGCUCAGAUUCAGACAGCCACGGCAAGUUCAAGAGCCAAAAGAGAAAGAAGAACAAGAAAAAAGAAUCCUGCCGGGAUAACAGCUCAGAGAGCGAUAGACGAGUCAAGAGUCAGAAAAAGGCCUCCUCUCACAGGAGCAGGUCACCGAGCCCUCGCACUAGACAUAAGCUGCCUGAAGAGGAGUCCGGAGAUUAUAGACAAACAAGGACAGAGAGGGGAAGAAGCAGGAGUCGACAGCGCAGCCCGGACAACAAGAUCAAGCUGGAGGGAGGUCAAGAGAGAAAGAGGCACAACAGCAGGGACAGCAAGAGACCUAGUGGCUCCAAGUCUGGCUUGGAGAGAAGUCGGAGCCGCGAGAGAGGCAGGGAGGACAGAGGUAAAGACAGGCAUCACAGUAGAGAUGGUGAGAGGAACAGAAGUAUCACAGAUGGAAAGAGAGGCAGAACAGCAGAUGGGAGGAGUAGAAGCAGAGAAAGGAGGAAGGAAAGGGAGGGCAGAAAAAGAAGCAGGAGCAGGGAAAGAAGAGAGAGAAGCCAAGAUAGAAUAAAAAGAAAGCAUUGAGUCCAAUAUUGCACUAAGUGUAUAAAUAUUUUGGAUUUUCUUUUUUUUUUGCAACUGUUUUAGUUGGCACAGUGUUGUCUAUUUAAAAUUCAAAUUGCAGAUAAUAUUGUGCGGCUCUCUUUUCCUCCAGUAGAGGGAAGCAGUCGACAGAAAAUAUCCAGAUGCAGCUCGUUGCACUCUGUGUUGUCUCUACUGUAUGAAGGGAUCUGAAUUAAUUGAUUACCAUUGGAAGCAAUUUGCAGCUAUGAUCCGCUGAUGGGAAAAUGUUGGACUCAUUUUCAUGGUCAGUUGGCCACUAGAAAGACUAUUUCUGUAGCUGCAGUUUUUAUGUCACUUUUAUAAUUGUGUUCUUGUCUUUUUUUUUGGGGGGGGGGGUCGACAUUGUAAGAUGUAACGAUAAGACGGCUGAUUCCUGAAUGAAAACAGAACAUUUCAUUUCUGAUUAAAUUUUGAAACCUCCCAAUUUUUUGCUCUUUUUUUAUUGCAGCGGGUUAAAUGAAUGUUAGCGCUGUAACUCUUUUCAAAAUAAUUUUUUUUCUGUUGAUUGAUUGCCACUAAAU